CCUGAGGGGCCAGCUUCACACUCCACCCCAUGUCACCGGUGUUUCCAGUAGAGUGUACUAUUCCCACCACUUCUGCCGUUUCAUUAGUGUCCCACUCUAGCAGCAAUCCCGAAGCUCAACCCAACUGAAUCCGCUGCCCAUGACAGCCUGCAACCCUUCGGCAGGCGACGCAGAGUCGGCCAGGGCGGAGUACCCCGGCGAGCUGAAGUACAUCCAGUACCAGCACUCUCUAGAAGCGCAAUAUUUGCCGGCUAUACGUGCUCUCAUCUCGAAGGACCUGAGCGAGCCAUAUAGCAUCUAUGUCUACCGGUACUUUCUCUGCCAAUGGGGUCACCUCUGCUUUAUGGCUCUGCACCCAACCGACUCCUCCCUCAUCGGCGUCGUAGUGUGCAAGCUUGAGAUGCACUCUUCCCACUCGCCGCCCACUCUCCGGGGCUACAUCGCCAUGCUGGCUGUCUCGGCUCCAUACAGAGGCUACGGCGUGGCCACAGCGCUUGUCAAGAUGGCCAUCGAUGCCAUGGCCCAGCGCGGCGCAGAUGAGAUCGUGCUCGAGACGGAAGAGACAAACAUACCCGCGAUGAGACUCUAUGAACGGCUCGGCUUUCUGCGUUCCAAGAAGCUUCAUCGUUACUAUCUCAACGGGAACAGUGCCUAUCGCCUGGUGCUCCUUCUCAAGUCGACUGACGUGGAUGCUGCCACGGAUCUGGCCUUGGAUGAGGACGAUGUGUCCCCGCCGUUGAGUCGAUAAGCUCUUCCCUGAGUGGGAGGACACCAACCCAAUGACAUGAAGUGAGUCAGCUGGGGCAUCCCGAGGCGAGGCCAAACCGGCUGGCUUUUAGCGCACCCAACGCCGGCUUAAUUGUCCUACCGCCGCCAACCCCAUGCCAGUGAAGGACGGAAGUUCGACGCGGACACCAUCGGUGAGAAA
Molecule: messenger RNA, 928 nt
Organism: Thermothielavioides terrestris NRRL 8126
Lineage: Eukaryota; Fungi; Ascomycota; Sordariomycetes; Sordariales; Chaetomiaceae
Exons: 3
Coding region: 140-748 (202 amino acids)
Biological process (GO): N-terminal peptidyl-methionine acetylation
Cellular component (GO): NatC complex
Molecular function (GO): protein-N-terminal amino-acid acetyltransferase activity
Source: RefSeq, a predicted model, not a curated record